GAACCGCGAGAGUUGAGCUGUUGCAUCAAACCCUCGUCGCCUUCUCUCCCCGGCUAGCUGUUGCAUCUGAGAUCGCCGGCGGCGUCGGCAGCCAUGGGCGGCGACUGGCAGGAGCUGGCCCAGUCCGCGGUCAUCGGCCUCAUCUUCGCCUUCCUCGUCGCCAAGCUCAUCUCCGUCGUCCUCGCCUUCAAGGAGGACAACCUCCGCAUCACCCGCUCCGCCCCGGCUCCCCCGGCCGCGCCCUCCCCCUCCGCCCCGCCGGACGACGCUCCUGGACCUUACCACGCGGCGGACCCACUGCUCGACGGCAGCGGCUCGAGCGACAGCGACUGGGAGGGCGUGGAGAGCACGGAGCUGGACGAGGACUUCAGCGCCGCGUCCGCCUUCGUCGCGGCCUCCGCCGCCUCCGGCACCAGCGUCCCCGACGAGGCGCAGCUCAGGCUCUACGGCCUCUACAAGAUCGCCACCGAGGGGCCCUGCACCGCGCCGCAGCCCUCCGCCCUCAAGCUCAAGGCCCGCGCCAAGUGGAAUGCUUGGAAUAAAUUGGGUGCUAUGCCUACAGAAGAAGCUAUGGAGGAGUACAUUACAAUUGUUGAUGAGCUAUUCCCUAACUGGGCUGAUGGUUCCAGUGCAAAAAAGAGAGACGGGGAUAGCACAAUGUCUGCCUCGGGAUCGAAGGGACCAAUGGGGCCUGUAUUCAGCAGUUUAAUGUACGAGGAAGAUCAGGGAACUGAAACAGAACUUGGUGACAUCCAUGUUUCAGCGAGGGAAGGAGCAAUUGAUGAUGUAAAGAAGCAUCUGUCUGCUGGUGUACAAGUCAACAUAAGAGAUAGUGAAGAGAGAACUCCAUUACACUGGGCUGUGGACCGUGGCCAUCUAAAUGCUGUCGAGGUUCUUGUCAAUUCAAAUGCUGACGUCAAUGCUCAGGACAAUGAAGGGCAAACGGCACUUCACUACGCCGUCCUCUGCGAGAGAGAAGACAUUGCCGAACUGCUCGUCAAGCAUCAGGCCGAUCUCCAGAUCAAGGAUGGCGACGGGAACACGCCACGGGACCUAUGCUCCUCGGCCUGGCCUUUCAUGAAGCCGGCUAACUGACUGGCACGAUGCACUUGGUGACACGUCAUUGGCACAUUGCUGCUACCAACAAAGUUGAAACACACUGUAUGCUUGAUUAGCUGAAUCAGAUGAGCUGUUUUACUAACCUCAUCGAAUACAUAUAGGCUGUUGCCAAAACUCUAAAGAUGCUGCAGUACGUGC
This is a messenger RNA of Lolium rigidum, 1257 nucleotides long. Its product is annotated as acyl-CoA-binding domain-containing protein 4-like. The coding region runs from base 94 to 1095 and encodes 333 amino acids. The transcript is spliced from 6 exons. Gene Ontology annotation, molecular function: protein binding; fatty-acyl-CoA binding. The record is from RefSeq and is a predicted model, not a curated record. NCBI's taxonomy places the organism in Eukaryota, Viridiplantae, Streptophyta, Magnoliopsida, Poales, Poaceae.